Messenger RNA from Podarcis muralis (Common wall lizard), 1003 nucleotides. The record is from RefSeq and is a predicted model, not a curated record. Lineage: Eukaryota; Metazoa; Chordata; Lepidosauria; Squamata; Lacertidae.
CUGUGAUGGAGGACGGGAGGGGCCUCUCAAGUCAAAGACUGACAAUAUCUUAUGCAAUAUCAAGGGGCAGGGGGGAAACUCGUGGUUUAUCAUCAAGCGUUCCUCCAGUUUCGGUUUCCUUUCCUGAUUUCUGUCUCCGUGAUGAUUUCCUUUCCAUGAAACGGGCAGAGUUCCUCACUUCUCCCCGAGCGCAGCUCAGAGCAGGCAGCGCCAGCCCUCGACUGGAAGACGUUGAGUUUCGUUUUCUCUCGCUCUUCUGGACGGGGGAGUCCUCCUCCUGCUUUCUUCAGCCCCUUCCUCACAGCCCCAUCUCCGCUCAGUCAAAGCAGAAAGUAUGUCUGCUCCAGGUACUUCAGCUGAAAUUUUGGAGUGGUUCAGAGCCCAUAAAAUGGAGAUUUCUGCUGCAAUUAGAGAUUUGUUUCCUUUUCUCUAUGGCCUACGAGACAAGAAUAUAAUCUCUGAAGAAAAUUUUCAGAAUUUGCUAGAUUGGGUAACUGCAAAUCCAGAUGAUAUUCAAAGAGUGGUGUACAAUGUCCUUGAGAGCAUUCAGGGCAAUCUGUCAGCAAUAGAGGAAAUCUUCUGCAGCAGUAACCUGGCAGCAUAUCAAGACUUACGGCCACUAUAUGAAAGCCUAGGAAAUGGGACACAAGAGCAAAGUCUGGAUUUCCAGGGCACGACACUGCCCGUAACCUGUGGAACAGCACAAGGCAUUUUACAUACGGAUAUAUUUGCAACAGGAGUUUCAAGAAAAAGUAUUGAGGGUUCCAAUGGAGAGUGGUUCACACCAUCACAAUUUGAGAUUGAAGGAGGACGUAAACAAUGGAAAUCGUGGAGGAGAAGUAUCCAAUGUGGGAAGACUUCAUUAGACACAUUAAUAAAGGUAUGUCAUUCACUUGUAACAGCCAUAAUUUUAAUGCCUCAUUUUCUUACUUGCAGCUCCAAAGGAAUUUCAGAAGAUACCAUUAAGGCUUUACAGAUAAAAAUCCACAUAUUUUAUUCUUAA